Prorocentrum cordatum is the source of this 1832-nucleotide messenger RNA. NCBI's taxonomy places the organism in Eukaryota, Dinophyceae, Prorocentrales, Prorocentraceae. The record is from the annotation of a GenBank genome assembly.
UACAGUCGGACCGAGGUAUGAGAGAUCGAGGUCGGCUCGGGGGGAGGUUACCCUGCCAAUCUUCGUGCUCGUGGGAUGCUCUCGCGCAUCCUGAGGCAAGGCACCCUCGCAUGUCCGACGGCGCGCACGCCUCGGCAGGGCCUCGGCGUCGCCUCAAGGAGGGGGGGGCGCACAGCGCGGCCGUCGCGGGGCCAUCGCCCAACGCCCCCGUGCCACUGCCGCCCGAGGCGGCGCCAUGGCUCACCCAGCGGGCAUGCCGCCGCUGCGCCCCGCGGUGGGCUUCUGCAUCCAGACGGAGAGCACCGGGACUCCGCCCGGCCGCUGGUUCAUCAACAUGACCAGGCACAAGAUGGUGGACAUGCCCGUGGCCUACUCUGGAAGGCCCGUAUCCAGGGAAUUCAUCCUCUCCCACGGCAUCGGCAAUAUGCAGGUGCCCUUUGAUAUAGGCACGUUCCGCAAGCUGAGGGAGCGGGCGGAGGGCGCGAAACAGACGACGUACUGCGUCGACGUUGUCUUCAACCCGCUCAUCGUGCAGCUUUUCAUGGACGACGAGUUCUGCAAUGCCGACGGCCUCCAGAACUUCAGGACGUUCGUGAUGAACCUGGCACUUAAAAGAAUCGAAGAGAGUAUCGGCGUCAAGCUUUCGCUUCCGAAGGCGAAGCUGGUAAAGGCGUUCAGGUACAAGGACGGGGAGGAUGGCGGUCAAGAUCCCCGGGAGUUCACCGAGCUGCCAGGGGACGCAGAUUGUUUCGACGAGGAGGCCCCGAAGAAGCCGUCGAAGGAGGAGCCACCGCCAGAGCUGAUUCAGGACGUGACGCCGGGCAAGCCGAAGAAGCCAGCGGUCAAGAAGGGCUUCCUGAACAGCAGCUCGAAGUCCCUGUACGGGCCAGAGGGCUCCAAGGAGGGCGUGGUGCCCGAGAACGCAGGCGACCCCAUGGGCUUCAUCCCGAAAAAGCUCAGGCAGACCUGCAAGUUCGUCGACACGGCCGCACCAGAGUAUCAGGAGGCGGAGAAAAAGCGCAGAGCCGCGGAGGAACACAACGCGACGGCGCAGGAGUUCAGAGACACGCUGACCAAGGACCUGGACAAGUGGACCAGGCACGCUCAGCCCGACAAGUGGGAGCGCGACCUCCCGGACGCGGCCCCCCCGCCCUGCAAGUACGACAACGACUACUCCCGCUUCGACGACAUAGGCGCCUGUGAGGACGAGGCGGCGGCCCCCCCGGCCCAGCAGCGGGACUGGUACUGCGACGGCGACGGCAGGGUGCAGCGCGCGCCUUCCUCCGGCUCGAGGGCGCCCACGUCCGAGCCCGCGCCCGCGGCGGAGCCCGCGCUGAAGAAGGGGUUCCUGGACGGCGGGAAGAGCCCGCUGUACCCCAAGGGCUCUGAGCAGAGGGCGCCACCGACAGAGGAGCAGAUCAUGAAGGACAUGGCCAACCUCAUGGGCGUGGGGGGCUCGGAUGCCAGGCAGGGCCCCGCGGAGAAGAGACCAUCCGUGGCCGCCAAGGUGCCGGAGUGCAAGGCCCCAGAAUUCACGCUGAGCGAAGAGGCGGACAGCAUGAGACUCACGGUGUCGGUUCCGAGGCUCGAGUCCAUGCAGGGCGUCAGCCUGGACGUGACCGAGCAGCGGGCCUCCCUCGCCUUCCCCGGGGGCGCUGGCCUGAAACCGCUCCAGGUGGAAUUGCCCGUGGCCGUCGUCCCCACGGGCGCGAGGGCCAAGUUCUCGAAGAAGCGGUGCGAGAUUGCCGUGACUCUGCCGCUGGCCGCCCACUGAGCCGGGGCCCUCCUUUCUCGUCCUCCUCCUCGCUCCUCGCUCCUCGCUCCUCCUCCUC